Molecule: messenger RNA, 1329 nt
Organism: Triticum aestivum (bread wheat)
Lineage: Eukaryota; Viridiplantae; Streptophyta; Magnoliopsida; Poales; Poaceae
Exons: 2
Coding region: 116-1138 (340 amino acids)
Source: RefSeq, a predicted model, not a curated record
GUCGGCCGCUGGUUGAGGCAGCUUGGAUCACCACCCAGCAGCUUGAAGUAAAGUGCGCGCAGCUUGUUCAAUUAGAUUGAAAGGCAAUGGCGGCCGGGGUGAUCUGAUCGUGUUGAUGGAAAGCAGCCAGCUGAAGAAGCUGGCUCUCCUGCUGAGGAACAAGGAGGAGCCACUGAUGAGCCGGGUGGCCAAAUCGGAGAACGAACGCGUCAAGUUCCUGAAAAACGUCAACGGCGCAUACGACAAGGCGGUGAGCCUGCUGGACGACAGCGCCGCCAUGAAGGAGAAGUACGCCGGAGAAGGAGGCCACAAGGCUGGCAUCGCCGCGGAAGUCGCCGACUACGUCAAGCACUGCCUCAACAUGGCGAUGCAGAAUGUCCGUGACUGCAGCCUGCGGGUGAGGUGCGUGGACAAGAUGAGGGCGCACUAUGAGUCCCUUGCCACGGAGGUCGCAGAGCUGGACCUGGAGGAUGCGCCCAGCGUCGAGCGCCUAGCUGUGGACACGGCCAAGCUGAACAAAUGCAUGCUGGAGUACUUGAGAAAGUACCGCAGCCCCUCGGCCCGGGCGUCCUCCAAGUUGUACUCCAUGGUGCUCAAGCAAGAGGGGGUCAAGUUCCCGGACCUGGUGAGCAGGCACCAGGGCGAGCUUGGCUUCGAGGGCGCGUUCGAGGACCUGACAGAGGCGCAGAAGCUCGAGGUUUACAACAGCAUCAUCGAAGAGUCCGGCCGGGCAACCGGAAUACAGGUGGUGGGCGCGACGCUGGGGGUGGCCGUGCUGUUCGUGGCCGCCGGGCUUAUGGUGUGGGACAUAUUCACGGCGGCGCACAAGCUUGAGACCGUGCUCCACAGCAGCGUCAACGCGCUGUCGGCCGUCGGCGCCUUCGCCGUGCAGGUGGCGGUGGAGGGCGCCAUCGCGGAGGCGGUGGUGGACGUGGAGAUGGGCGUGUUCCUGGUGUCGCUCGCCGGGUUUGUGGCCUGUAGUGUGGCUGGCCUCGUCUUUACUGCCGCCGGUGGGUUGCUGAUUGAAAUGAUCCUUGGUUCAGGAGGCUCCAAGGCGCCUCCGGUCGCCGACCUUAGCUUCCAUACUGCACCCACGCCUGACGGCAUGGCUAUUGCCUACCAACUCGCUCAUGACUGAUCGACGACGGUGGCAUGCAUCUCUCCGUUGUUUCCAGUUAUAAAUGCAUGUGUGUUUUGCGAGUACCUAGAUUACUGUGGCCCGCACGGUUGUGCACUUAAAUGUUUGUUCCGCCACUUACCUAGAAUAAUAAAUAAGCUGCCAGAUCGAUCGUAGCCGUUCCUCGAGUAAAUAAAAAUGCUUGUUUGCCA